Paramecium octaurelia is the source of this 2237-nucleotide messenger RNA. The record is from the annotation of a GenBank genome assembly. Lineage: Eukaryota; Ciliophora; Oligohymenophorea; Peniculida; Parameciidae.
AUGAUUAAAUUGGAAGCACAUACAUUUCACAACAAAAAUGUAUCUCAGCCUGUGUUGAUUUAAGAGAAAUCUCCUAUUUUUUAAGUAAGGCAAAAGAAAAUUACUUUCAGGAUAGAAUAGAUCAAUAAUGAUUCCAACUUCUUCAUUCAAGUAUAUUAAACAAUCUAAUCCAACAGACUGAAGAUUCAUAAGAAAUCAUUCUAAUCAAACCAGACAAUCCAGAUUUCAUUAUGAAUGACUUCACUAAAAUUGCUAUUCAGGAGGACAUCUCAGAUUUCCAAGCCUUGGAGUUCCACAACCGAGCUACAAAAUUAUUAGAAUUUUAUACUUUAAAUUAGUAAUUACUUCUCAUCACAUAGAAUAUAAGUUUAAUACACAUCUGUCCUAUUCUCCAAAAUCAAUUACGCCAUCAUACUGAAGAGAUAUGCAGCAUACGAUGAAUCCUUAAAUUUACUGUUAGAUUGUGAGUAGAUUCUCAAAAUUAAAGGAAAAACCUUAAAAAAAGGCACCUUUGAUGUUCUCCAAAUAGCUAGGAUGAUAUAGAAUAAAUUACUUAGAUUGAGAAUACUCUUUCAAAUCACCUUGCUAUUUUCAGAAACCAAAAGGUAUUCAUUCCAAUUUUUAGAUAAGAAAUAAAUAGGCCUUAGAAUUAGCAAAAGAUGCCUUAAAAGUAUUAAGGAACAUUAUUUAAUUAACAAUUAAAUUAUGCUAACAAAUAACUCUAUUUAACAAUAUUAAUAAAAAAUAAAGAGCAAAUUCAGAAAUCAAUUCUCCAAUUUAAAAAAAUUCACAAUCACAGUCUGUUUGCUAACCAUAGUAAUAACCAUCGGCAUUGAGCUAUCCACAGAUAGUGGAAAUAGUGUUUAAAGAAAUAUUAAAUUCAAUUAGGAGUGUUAUGCCUUAUGAUGAAAAGUAGAAUGAGAAUGGGAGUUAAAAUAAUCUUUUAGUUCGCAAUCAUUAAAAUAGAAGUUAAUCUUUAUUUACAACAGAACAGAUCUUUCAGACUCAAAAUAGCAAUUAAUAAAAUAAACUAUUCACAAUUAUUGAAGACAACCAUCCUAUGUUGUAAAUGCAAAUAUUAGGACUAAUGCAAUUGACUUAUGUAGAUUUAGAGGAACUAUUUCCAAUCAAUAAUCAUGACAUGGUUUUAGCCGAAGAAGUAAUCUUAGAGUUGGUACUUCAUUCUAUUUUACCUUUUAGAUGAUGCUCACUGGAUUAAGUUUUUACAGUAUCUCAACAGAAUUACGAUUCCUGAAUAAUCAACAAAAUAAAAUGAACAUUGAAAUCUGGUUAGGAAAGGCGUUGGAAAUGUUUUACACAUUUAUUCCACAUUCAAGUUUAAUCUUCACUCAGAUCUAUUAGGUUUAUCAAAAAUUGUAUGGAGUGGAUAAGCAAUCAAUUGUAAUUUAGUUUUAUCAAUAUAUUAGCCUGAAGAUGAAGAAGUAGAAUACCAUACCAAAUUGCUAAAACCUCAUGCCUUUAAUAAUAAAGCCACACUCUCGAAUAAAGUUGUAAUCAUCGUCAAAGUCCCUAUCUUAAAUAAGUAAACAAAAGAACCACUAAGAAAACCGAAUCAACCCAAUUCAACUAUCACGAAACUCCAACAAUCUCUAACUGCAAAAAAACAAAUUCUAUUUCCAUAAAAACAUUCUGUCACUCAAUAUGAAACUGAAAAGAAAGUCGAAACCUAAUAAGAGGAACCUGAAAUCUCACCAAAACAACAAUAACAACUAUUUAUAAAGAAAAAUAGAAUUCUCUAACCACAAUUUGAUAUCAAGUAAAGAGUAGAAAUAUUAAUGAACCAAAUUUUAAAUUAACAAGCUAAACUCACUUAAGAAAAGUUAAAAUAGAAACACACACCUAUUACCACUCUCAAAUAGAAGUAUCAUAUUAGCAAUAAGGUUUACGAAGAACCUAAAUUGCUUAAUCUCGCAACUUCAUAGCAAUUAAAAACUGCAAUUCCUGUUAGCAGAUCAUUGUCGAACUCUCGUAAAGCAAGUCAAACCCAUUUGAAAAGCCAGAAUAACAACAGUGCAAAGACUGCUUAAUUGAGAUAUCGAACUUAGAUCAACACUCUACCAGGAGAUGAAUCUUCAAAAUAAAUUGCUUAAUAGAUUUCUACCUAGGUUGCUAGUUUAAAUCGGCAAUCCAAUGUAAUAUUCUCAUUCCAUAAAUAGAAAUACUUCCUACUGAAACGGAGUGAUUCUGCCAAAAAAUCAAAAAUUCCAUUUCAAUGA